Molecule: messenger RNA, 1224 nt
Organism: Aspergillus welwitschiae
Lineage: Eukaryota; Fungi; Ascomycota; Eurotiomycetes; Eurotiales; Aspergillaceae
Product: cupin domain-containing protein
Exons: 2
Coding region: 312-1085 (257 amino acids)
Source: RefSeq, a predicted model, not a curated record
AGAUGACUCUUCACUCCGAUCCAUCCUCAACAUGUAGAGCACACUAUUAAGUGUCCAAAUGUAGGCAAUAUAGAAACUAUGUAGUGUCUGCAUUUAUGGCGUUGAUGAUUCCAAUUCCAAUUCCAUUCUUGUCUUCUUUCUUUUCUCUUGCUCUCCGGGGUUUGCCCCUGAGGUUCGUUAUUCCCUCAUCCCCCUGCUCUUCCUCCUCCUACCCCUACGGAUAGUCUACUUGAACUACUAGGUGCUGUGGCACAGUACUCAGGAUUUAGUACCUACUAGUCGUAUAGUAGUAUACGUUGCGACUACCUGCCAUGGCCCCCUGCAAGCCCCGGACCUUCACUGCGGGCGAAGACCCGCUGACCAAGUUCGAUGGAGCCAUCUCCGUCGCCACGAUGCCUCGCCCGGCAGAUCGUCAAUUCCUCUUCCAUGGCAUCAUGCGGCCCAGUCGUGGCAUCUACGCCAAGCUCGUUGCGACCGGGAAGAAGCCCCCAACCCACUUCCAUCCCUCGCAGUGGGAAUUCUUCCGUGUCCUUCGAGGUAACCUCACCAUUGACAUUAAUGGCGUUCCCGUGCACCGCACCGUCGACGAUGGGGAGAUGGCAGUACCCCCAUAUACCCAUCAUGUCAUUUAUGGUACCCCUGGCACGGAGAUGAAUGAAGUGGAGUUCCUCGUCAGUGCUACCGAUGAGGAAGAGGGGGCCACGGCCAUGGAUCAAGAAUUCUUCGAAAAUUGGUAUGGGUAUCAAGAGGACAUCUUCCAGCGGGGGGAGAAGAUCGACUUGAUUCAAGUGCUAGCGAUGUUCGAUGCCGGAGGUACAUAUCUGUCCCCGCCGUGGUGGGUUCCCUUUCGCGCCUGGGUUGGCCUAAUCCUGGGCAUCGUGAUCGGCCGAUGGAUUGGUGGACUACUGGGCUAUGCCCCCUUUUACCCUGAAUGGACGACCAAUUGGGACGCGGCCUGUGAUAAAAUGGAACAAAGUUGGUUCCAGCGUCGAUAUGCCGAUCGGGGAGCACAGCAGCGAGCACGAGAGAAGUUUCAGGUGCAAAAGGGGCAGGCAACCGUGGCCAAAGGCGAAAAGUCGGAGUAGAAGAGAAUACGGAGUACAUUGACCUUUAUUAUCCCUUGAUACUAUCGAAGGAAGAGAAUAAAUACUACUCCUUCUGAAUGUGCAUAGGGUUAUGUAUAUGCUAAAACACAGGUUAUCACUAGCAUGCAUCGAAUCUGAC